AAAAAAAAUCUACUUCGAAUGACUACCUACUUAACCAAAGUACAUCGUGGUUCAUGGUAUGAAAGAUGAUACGGACGAUUACAAAGCGUAUCAAUUUUCUUCGGUAUUUGCUCACUCAAUAGGCUAUAAUUUUUAGGAAAGAAGCGUUUUCCGCGGAAUUUGCCAAGUUUGUAAGUAUCGCAAAUGAGAAAACAAUGUCAUUAGCUUGCUAAUCUACAUACUCACCUUGGCGCUUCAGUUUCAAUUACCUAAUCUUUCGGAAAUUGUAAUCUUUAGUAGGUAACUAAGCAUCUAAGUUCCACCUUCGAAUCUCUAACCUGAUUGCGGCUGUUUUAUUGUCACUUGCCGAUUACGUUGGAGUAUUUUACGUUUUACAUUUUCGGCCGCAUUUUAAAUCGUCACUAUAAAUGUAUCCACUGGUAGUUAUUUAGUUAAUAUCCUAAUCUCGAUGUUCCCACAUGCUCAUUUAAAGUUCGCGGAUGGCUUAGUUGAAUACGUAUUGUGGUUAACAUACUGUUUUAAAGCAAGUGUGUCCGAUUUCAAAGUGAUUUUUUUUUUUUGGUAACUUAAUCGCAUUAAAGUUUAGUCAUGUGUAAAAAUUUAUCAAAUUUCAUUAAACAUUUAACAAUCGAACCGGCGCUAUUUUUAUACACGGCUGUGUUCGUUAUAGUGGAAUUAACGUGCCUUAAUUUAUUGAUCCAGAAAAAAUGUCGAUUCAAUGUUACCUCAGAGCCGGACUUGAAUACAGUUUGCGAUAAUGAAAAACAAGGAAUAAUCUACGCUACCGAAAUGAUGACAUAUUUUCGUUUCAUUAUGUAUUUCUUGUCCACUUUGUACGCUGCUUUGGCGAUGAGUUGGAGCGACGAAGCUGGUCGACGUCGAAGACCUUUAAUUUUCUUGCCCAUAAUUGGACUUAUAUUUCAGUCAUUGUGUGGUUGUCUGCAGUCGUAUUUUUGGACUUGGGAUCCAUUCAAUAGCGCUUUGUGGAACGUGAUACUCGAAGUUAUAGGAGGAGGAAUACCAUUAAUGAAUAUCUCUGGUCAAGCCUACGUAUGCGAGGUAUCGGAUGUGAAAAGUCGUACGAUGAGAAUGGGACUUUACUCGGCAGCUAGAACAUUAGGAGAUCUUAUAGGAUUCGGUAGUUCAGGGUUCAUGCUUCGUAAAUUUGGAUUUUUCUACACGUAUUUGAUAUGUUUUAUUUUAUCAAUAAUUACGUUGGCGUUGGGUUUGAUUUUUGUCAAAGAUGUGUCUGUACGAGUUGAAGAAAAGAGACAUUUUUGGCAAGCUUUUAAUUUGAUGCGAAUAGUUGAUAGUUUCAAAAUAGUUUUCAAGAAAAGUCUCGGAAAGAGGAGAACUAUUGUGGUUGCGUUGUUGGCUGCCUAUAUUUUGGUGUUUUUUUCGACACUAGGAGAAAAUUCUGUCCAAUAUUUAUUCCUGAGGUACAAAUUUCAUUGGAACGAGCGUGAUUACAGCUUGUACGUCAUUUAUAGAUUUAUUGCGGUAUUUGUAGGUAGUGUCAUUUCAUCGAUUGUGCUGAGUAAGCUUUGGAAAAUGCACGACGGAGUAAUCGGAAUUAUUUCUGGAUUGUGGGAUAUGAUAGCAGCUUUCGGAUAUUUAUUUGCUACUCAAAAUUGGCAUCUUUAUGUCGUUCCUCUCUUUGAUAUAUUUCAUGUCACCGCAUUGUCCGUGAGCAUUUCAUUUUUCAGUAAAUUUUAUGAAGCAGACGAAAUAGGUCGUUUAAGUUGUGUCCUUGGUGUACUGACGUUGCUGAUCGCAGGAUGUCAUCCUACUUACUACGGAUUUUUUCAAAGCACUCUGGAUUUUUUUCCUUCAGCAUACUUUACGUUGAGCAUUGUUAUAAAUAUCAUCGUUAUAUUGCUAUAUCUUCGAAUGUAUCAUUUUCAAAUUACAGUUUGUCAUAUUUGCUGGUCAAAAACAUCGCUAAACGAGAAACCAUUCCGAAAGAGGGGGAACCAAUGAUUGAUUAUAAAUGACUGACGUGUGGUUUGUAUGAAAUAUAAUCUCAAGAAAUUAAAUAUAAUACGUUUUGAAUUUU
This is a messenger RNA of Planococcus citri (citrus mealybug), 2056 nucleotides long. RefSeq names its product probable peptidoglycan muropeptide transporter SLC46. The coding region runs from base 589 to 1980 and encodes 463 amino acids. Gene Ontology annotation, molecular function: transmembrane transporter activity. The transcript is spliced from 6 exons. Gene Ontology annotation, biological process: transmembrane transport. The record is from RefSeq and is a predicted model, not a curated record. Gene Ontology annotation, cellular component: membrane. Lineage: Eukaryota; Metazoa; Arthropoda; Insecta; Hemiptera; Pseudococcidae.